AUGCCUCAUGGAGUCCAUUGACUUCUACAAGCCAAACCAAAAACGAAACUACCAAGUAAACUUCCAAGUCUUCCACUGGACCAUACAACAAAAAUCAAACUCAAUUCAACCCAUUCUCAUCAAUUCAAGGGCACAAUAUGUGGUGUUUGGAAAAUCCCAAAUAUCAUACUAUCUUUGUGUGCUUCCUCAUGUAAGAGGUAUAUCUCUCUCUAUACCCCUGUUUUGAUCCUCCUCUAUUUCUUUAAUGGCAUUUCAUUAUCGAAGAUUACUUGUAUCACCAAUCCGUUGUAAUGAUAAUCAAAAUAGACGACCACCUCGAAAUCCUCCACCUUCUCCACCUUCUCCAUCUUCUCUACCUCCUCCUCUCCCCCCUCCACCUUCUUCCCCUCCUCCACUUUGUCCUCGUCAGUCUCCUGCUGAUCAUGUUUAUCCAUGUCCUCAGUCUCUUGCUUAUCCUCAACACCAUAAAAAUAAUCAAAUUUCACUAAUUUUGAUCAUAAUGUUAUGUCUUCUUGGUCUGGCCGUUCUUUUUGUUGGCUAUUUUCUUCUUGUUCUGAAGUACUUUUCAGACUUAACCAAUUCUAGGAGGAGGAAUUUUCCAAUAUUUGAGGAGACCCGUGAAGACUCUUUCGAUGAGGAUCAAGGUCCUGUUAUAGACCACCCCAUUUGGUAUAUCAACACUGUGGGCCUCCAACAGUCCAUUAUCGAUUCGAUUACUCUGUUCAAGUACAAAAGAGAUGAUAAGUUGAUUGAAGGAACUGAGUGUUCGGUUUGCUUGAAUGAGUUCCAAGAAGAUGAGUGUCUUCGGCUUUUGCCCAAGUGUAGCCAUGCCUUUCACAUCCCUUGUAUUGAUACUUGGUUGAGGUCGCAUAAAAAUUGUCCCUUGUGUCGCGCUCUCAUAGUCUGCGACACAAAUCAUGUUCAUGUGAGCACUGGGGAGCCAAAUUCGAGUGAUUUGGGAUCGAGGGAAGAGGAUGAUCGGGUUGAAAAUGUGGAAAAUUAUGGCGGGUUGGGAAGUCACGGAUUGGGAGAAGAUGAGACUAGUGAAACUAGAGUUGGAGCCGAAAGUUCCGGUGCGUUGCCAAUUGAAGAAGGGCCAAUUGCUGAGGCUUUGGAGAAAGAUUUACAUCAUUUUGGUACCAAAAGUUGUGGGGUUCGAGUCCUUAGUGAUCUGGCAGACCACAGGCCUAUUGUGGAACAAGAAUUACAACCUGUGAGGAGGUCAGUUUCAAUGGAUUCAUCUUCUGCUGCGACGAUUUAUCGUGCCAUGGCUAACAUUCCUCCGGUGGAACAUGAAGGGUGUUCGGGUACUAUGUCAGUACAAGAAAAGAAACCAAAUUUGGAGGUAGCUGCUAAGAGGGUGAACAAAAGUUCAAGCAAAUUCAGACUGAAUUCUUCAUUUGGGAGUUGUAUGCAGAAGGGGCAUGUUUCAAUGAAGCGAUCACUUUCGUCCGGUAGAAAAUUUUCGUCCGGUAGAAAGUACUUUCAAUCCAGGAUUAGUAGAAGCCAUGACUCAAUCCCACCACUCUGAACUUGAACCUCUCAUCUUCUCAUCAUUCUAGUUCGAGGUCAGAACACCAAUCACUGCUGUUACCGCGCUAAGAACAUGUCAACCAAAGUUACAGCAGUCCUUCCUUUUACUUCCCCAACAGAGAUUAGGAAGCAGUGUGAUGUCAGUGGGGAUUUUUUCAUAGAACAGCAUAAGUUAUCGGCCAUAUUUCGUUUUGAGUUUCAGUUUUAAUUAUUGUAACUCUUGUUCAGAUUGUCCAGUGUUAAUGUUAAAUAUGUGAGGCUUUUCAAACUUUCUGAGACUCGAUAAUAAGUACUGAUUUAUGUGAGUUUAUGCCAUUCCUUUUGCUA
This is a messenger RNA of Cornus florida, 1860 nucleotides long. Its product is annotated as RING-H2 finger protein ATL54-like. The coding region runs from base 245 to 1531 and encodes 428 amino acids. The transcript has a single exon. Lineage: Eukaryota; Viridiplantae; Streptophyta; Magnoliopsida; Cornales; Cornaceae. The record is from RefSeq and is a predicted model, not a curated record. Gene Ontology annotation, biological process: protein ubiquitination. Gene Ontology annotation, molecular function: transferase activity.